Messenger RNA from Anoplopoma fimbria (sablefish), 4225 nucleotides. It is a transcript of the gene galnt12, whose product is annotated as UDP-N-acetyl-alpha-D-galactosamine:polypeptide N-acetylgalactosaminyltransferase 12. Gene Ontology annotation, cellular component: Golgi apparatus. The transcript is spliced from 10 exons. Lineage: Eukaryota; Metazoa; Chordata; Actinopteri; Perciformes; Anoplopomatidae. The coding region runs from base 189 to 1922 and encodes 577 amino acids. The record is from RefSeq and is a predicted model, not a curated record.
ACAGAAACUUCACAGUUCCGCUCAACAAGUAACUUUUUUUUGGACAUUUCUAACACCGUAUGGGACCUGAACUUAACUUAAAUCAGUCAAAUGCGGACUAAACUUGACGAGGCGUGGCUAAACGGGAGGAAAAGGGUCACAGUUACUGAAGCAGUCACUGCUCCUCAGAGGGAAGGAAACGCGACACCAUGGCCCUCUGCGGAAGAAGGACUCGACCCAAAUUACUUGUUUGCCUCUUUGGUGUCACUUUAGUGGGAUAUCUGAUCUUUUUCAGGCAGAACUCAGGGGACGGGAGCGGGACGGCUCGACGGGAGGCCCCCGGAGAGCCGGAGGAGGACCAUGAAGACCUGAAGAAGCCGGUCUACGAGAAGCCCCCCCUGGACCUGAGCUCUCUGGGGGAAAUGGGGAGAGCCGUCAAACUGAACCUGCCCGUCGAGGAGAAAAGAAAAGAGGAGGAGAGCAUCGAGAAACAUCAGAUCAACACUUAUAUCAGUGAUAAACUCUCGUUGCAUCGUCGGCUGCCAGAGAGAUGGAACCCACUCUGCAAAGAGCUGAAGUACGACUACCGGUCCCUGCCCACCACCUCUGUGGUCAUCGCCUUCUACAACGAGGCCUGGUCCACCCUGUUGAGGACGGUCCACAGUGUGCUGGAGACGUCGCCCGACAUCCUGCUGAGAGAGGUGGUGCUGGUGGACGACUACAGCGAUAGAGCUCAUCUGAAGGAGCCACUGGAGAAGUACAUCGCAGGCUUGAGGAAGGUGCGUCUGAUCCGGGCCACCAAGAGGGAGGGGCUGGUGCGGGCCCGUUUGCUCGGGGCGUCUAUAACCACGGGCGAUGUGCUGACCUUCCUGGACUGUCACUGCGAGUGUCAUGAAGGCUGGUUGGAGCCCCUGCUCCAAAGGAUCAAGGAGGAGCCGUCGGCCGUGGUGUGUCCUGUUAUUGAUGUGAUCGACUGGAACACCUUCCAGUAUUUAGGGAACUCCGGUGAACCCCAGAUCGGGGGGUUUGAUUGGCGGUUGGUCUUUACCUGGCACGUUGUCCCGGAUUAUGAACAGAAACGCCGUCACUCGCCCAUCGAUGUCAUCAGGUCUCCUACUAUGGCGGGUGGUCUGUUUGCUGUGGACAAGAACUACUUCCAUUACCUGGGGACGUACGACACCGGGAUGGAGGUGUGGGGAGGAGAGAACCUGGAAUUCUCCUUCAGGAUUUGGCAGUGUGGAGGCAGCCUGGAGAUCCACCCAUGCUCCCAUGUGGGUCAUGUGUUCCCUAAAAAGGCCCCUUACUCGCGGAUCAAAGCCCUGGCAAACAGCGUGAGAGCCGCUGAGGUCUGGAUGGAUGAAUACAAAGAGAUCUACUACCAUCGGAACCCCCAUGCACGACUGGAGGCCUUUGGAGACGUGACGGAGCGAAAGAAGCUCAGAGAGAAGCUGGGCUGUAAGAGCUUCAGGUGGUAUCUGGAUAAUGUUUACCCUGAUAUUCCCGUCCCAGAGGACAAGCCCGGCAUGUUUGGAAUGCUGAAGAACAGGGGCAGGACCAACUACUGCUUUGACUACAACCCUACAGAUGAAAACGCAAUUGUGGGCCAAAGGGUCAUCCUGUACUCGUGUCACGGCAUGGGUCAGAACCAGUUCUUUGAGUACUCCACGGACGGUGAGAUCCGCUACAACACAAGGGUACCUGCGGGAUGCGUUCAGGGUGACAACAUCAGCACCUACCUGACUCUCCAGCUGUGUAGAAAACGAGGACAACCUUUACCUGCAGACCAGAAGUUUGUCCUCAGAGAGGACGGGACCCUGUACCACACGCUGAGUCAGAAGUGUGUCCAGGCGGUAGACAAGACGGACAACGGGACACCAGCCCCCUCACUCCAGCCCUGCUCUGACAGCCUCCACCAAAAGUGGUUCUUUGAGGAGAGGAUGUAAUGUUAUCAAACUAGAAUAUAUUUUUCCCUCAGGGCUGAUAUCCUGAGGAGGGGUACGGGUGGAUUUUGAUAUGUUUGUGUUGCCCUUAAAGAAGCCCAAAAGGGGGGAAGCUUCCAUGCUCUCUUCCAAAAAUUCAACAUUUGCACAUUUUUGUGCCAGCUGGAUAUAAUGGACCAAUGGGAAAUUAUGCUGGAAUGUACUUUCUGAAGAACUUUGAGAAUAUAUAUAUAUAUGGGAAUCGUUUUUUUCUUGGAUACUGUUGCUGGGAGACAGGAGCCUACUAGAAUAUGUAUUGUUUUUGUAAUCAAGGAGGAUUAGUUAAAUCUAAAAUGGUGACAUUUUUCUUGUCUUGCAUUUUCUUACUCCAGCACUGGUGCAACAUUUGAGAUCAGUUCAGCUCACUUGCUGAAAGAUGGACACUGAAACAUUUGUACAUCUGUCUAAAUGCUUUAGGGCUAGUGGCUAACAUCGCAGUGAUUUUCAGAGCCACACUGUGAAGCAUUUAAAAAUGUUCUUGUCUUCUCCUGUAGAGGGCGCCAACGCUCCUCCCUGCAAGUUCCUCCCUUCUACUGUGUUCUCUAUUUGUUAAGAGAAAGUGGGACAAAUCUUCAGGUAUUUUGUUAAGAACCUUCACAGGGCAUUUCUGAGUGCUUUGUACUCUUACAUACCAGUGGCUUAGAAAAAGCCUUCGAUCACAGGCAUUAUGCAAGUACCUCGUACCUCUUCAGCUUAAUCACCUAACUACUGAUAGCGGGAGAAACUCCAGUCUUAUUCCGUUCUGCUUUGAUUGAAGACAUUUUGUAAAAUGAAAAUGACAUGGGUCAUUUAGCUAGUUUUGUUGUAAUUUUUUUUCAACAUAGUGUACUUGCCUCUGUUCUGUGCUCUUUAAAUUAUAUACAUUUUCAACUCACUAAAUCAUAGCCAUAUUUUCUGAAUUUACUUUAUGUGUCAACUAUGUUUAUUUAAAAUGAUGUAUUUAGAUAAGACUAAAUGUGUUAUUUCAAAGCUCAGCUGCAGACAUUUUAAAUUAAGUCUUAAAUAAGAGAGAAUGUGUUAACUUUAUGAUAUUAAGUGCAAAUUGUAAGAAUACAAUCCUCUUUUCCAACUUUCUUGUACACUUGCAGCCAAUAGAAAGUGCCUAAAUGUAAAAAAAAAGAAAUAUAUAAUUCUAUUUUAAGAUUUCCCUUCAGGAAGAUGCUUUUGUACUGAAUGUAUAUUUUAUCACACCAUGAGGCAGAAAGCGGACUGUAUUUAGAGCUGUGACAAAGUGUCAGCACACUUACAAUAUGUAUGCGUUCCAGCUGACAACACAGUACGCCCAAGACGGUAUUCCUGUGAGUGCACGUGUAUUACUCUGGUGGGAUUUACUGAUUUGAGCACAUUGCCUCUUUUUCCACCGGUCUGAGUCAGAACUAUAGAUCUCUCUGUUGCUGUGGUGGUGUUGGCUGCCCCUCAGGCUGUGCAGUGGGACCGGGGGAACCACAGCGGAGGAGUAGACGGUUGUUUGUGUCUCCAGAGUGCUCGGGAUGCCAGAUGGCGUCCUGAUUGAUUUAUUGGUCCUCUCCCAAUUCUUUACCACCAGCUCUCCCUCUCACUGUCAGAGGUGUGCAGCGGAGGACUUAUGUUCUGGACUUGCGCCGACCACAUCCUUCUCAGUUGAGCACUUGUUACUUAUGUGCUUGAGGUUCGAUUUAUGAAUGGAAGUCAUCAAGAGUACACUUUUUGGCAGCAGGGGCAAAUAAUGCGAGGAGACUGAAUGAAGCAAUUUGUGACCUCUUCCUAACCAUUAACCUUCACAGGCUGUUGGCCCAUUGGUCUCAAAAGGAGCUUAGCUAGGGGACAAUUGUACUGAAAUAGAUUUUUUUUGCUAUUGAUCCAGAAUGUAUACUCACAAUAAGAUAAAUGGGAGAUGGAAAAGACUAAUAGCCAAGACUUAAGUAGAAUCAGAAUCCCUUCAUCUGCCAAAUAUAAUGAAUGUACAGUAAAGAAUGUACAGUAAUGUGCAGGAAAAUGAUAACGUCUGUGCAUAUACGCUCACAUAGUAGAAGCCCAAAGGGACAGCGCAAGAUGUGCUUUACUUAGCGCUCUGAAGAUCUAUUUGUAAUUGCACUGUGUAGGAUGAAGUCACAAACGAAGUUCCAAGCGUAUUGGAACAUGGACAUCAUUUGUGGGGUUAAAGUUCCCGGUAAUCCAUAAAGGUUUUUUUGCUGGCUCUAUAAGUGGUACAUGAUUGCGCAGACAAAGCUUGCUGAUGUGGAACGGACCAAAUGACCAGCAGGAAGAUUAUCGUGUGCUCCUAGAGG